Molecule: messenger RNA, 1061 nt
Organism: Helianthus annuus (common sunflower)
Lineage: Eukaryota; Viridiplantae; Streptophyta; Magnoliopsida; Asterales; Asteraceae
Product: 40S ribosomal protein S3-1
Exons: 6
Coding region: 127-870 (247 amino acids)
Biological process (GO): translation
Cellular component (GO): cytosolic small ribosomal subunit; nucleus
Molecular function (GO): structural constituent of ribosome; RNA binding
Source: RefSeq, a predicted model, not a curated record
CAGUUCGGGCUUCAAACAGUCAAAUCCAUCCCGUUAUGUAACCCUAAAUCUGGUCAUUUAUAAUCUACGUAGUCUCCAACCUCCACCACGAGAAGCAGCAGUUGUGUUCAGUCAGUGCAUACAACAAUGGCGUCUCAAUUGAGCAAAAAGCGAAAGUUUGUAGCCGACGGUGUGUUCUUCGCGGAGUUGAAUGAGGUCCUCACCAGAGAGCUUGCGGAAGACGGUUACUCCGGCGUUGAAGUUAGGGUUACGCCUAUGCGUACUGAGAUCAUCAUCAGAGCUACUCGUACCCAAAAUGUUUUAGGUGAGAAGGGAAGGAGGAUAAGAGAACUGACAUCUCUUGUUCAGAAGCGGUUUAAGUUCCCUGAAAACAGUGUUGAGCUUUAUGCUGAGAGAGUCAACAACAGGGGACUUUGUGCUAUUGCACAGGCUGAAUCUUUGCGGUACAAGCUUCUUGGAGGGCUUGCUGUUAGAAGGGCUUGUUAUGGUGUUUUGAGAUUUGUUAUGGAGAAUGGUGCUAAAGGAUGUGAGGUGAUUGUUAGUGGAAAGCUUAGAGCUCAGCGUGCUAAGUCAAUGAAGUUCAAGGAUGGUUACAUGGUGUCAUCUGGUCAACCAGUCAAAGAGUACAUCGACUCUGCUGUGAGACACGUGCUUCUCAGACAGGGUGUGCUUGGUAUCAAGGUCAAGAUCAUGCUCGACUGGGACCCUACGGGGAAACUCGGCCCCAAGACACCUUUGCCUGACAAUGUUGUUAUUCACAUGCCCAAGGAUGAUGUUGUUGCACUUCCACCUAAGGAGGUUGAAGAAUAUAGACCACCACUUGUUGCUGAUGAUCCUUUGCCCAUGCCCAUGUCGGUUCCUGUCGUCUAAGGUUCAGUUAGAAAUCUCUGUUUCCUUUGGGUUUCCAAAGUUAUGGGAGAUAAAUUUUCUUCAUCUGUUGAGUUUUGGUGAACAAGUCUUUUACUUUUUAAACUGCUGUUGGAUUCUUGAAAAUUAUGUUUAUGCUCACUAUUGUUUCUGAGAAAUUGCAAUAUGAAUUUUAAUUAAUGUAGUGGUUGGCC